This is a messenger RNA of Wyeomyia smithii (pitcher-plant mosquito), 516 nucleotides long. RefSeq lists its product as uncharacterized. The record is from RefSeq and is a predicted model, not a curated record. Bases 1 to 516 code for a protein of 171 amino acids. The transcript has a single exon. NCBI's taxonomy places the organism in Eukaryota, Metazoa, Arthropoda, Insecta, Diptera, Culicidae.
AUGGACCCCGGAAUAAAAAUUGAUGAGUCAAUGUGUCCCACGACCCCGGAAGAAAUAGAGGAAAUGAAAAACGUCCCGUUCAGAGGCUGUUGGAUCAUUACUGUAAGACCAGACAUAGCGUUUGCUGUCAACUUGGUGAGUCAAUUCUCAGCGAAUCCUGGAAAACGACAUUGGGAGGCAGUUAAGCGUAUUAUGCGUUAUCUACGUGGCACAUGUUGUGCAAGGCUGUCGUACACGAGGGAUAACGAUUCACAGCUGACAGGGUAUACAGAUGCGGAUUGGGGAGGAGAUGCUGAUACGCGGAAGUCAACCACUGGGUACCUAUUCAAGAAGAUGGGAGAAGCCUUUUCGUGGAGGGUGAAACGGCAGUCCUGCGGGGCUCUAUCAUCCUGUGAAGCGGAAUUCAUCGCGCUGUCCCGAACCACUCAAAAGGCGCUUUGGUGGAAGCAACUGCUUCAACAAAUCAAUGAUGAGCAGUUCAUACCAAACUAUUGUGAUAAUCAAUCCGCAAAGUAG